Molecule: messenger RNA, 1896 nt
Organism: Mercenaria mercenaria
Lineage: Eukaryota; Metazoa; Mollusca; Bivalvia; Venerida; Veneridae
Product: organic cation transporter protein-like
Exons: 13
Coding region: 1-1896 (631 amino acids)
Biological process (GO): transmembrane transport
Cellular component (GO): membrane
Molecular function (GO): transmembrane transporter activity
Source: RefSeq, a predicted model, not a curated record
AUGAACAAGGAAUGCCAGAAAUUGUUUAUUGACAGCAAAGAUGCCAGUGAAACUCCAGGUUGUAGAAAGCUGGAUGAUGUCUUGGAGAAAAUUGGAGGAUUUGGUUUGUACCAAAAAUGGAUAUUUGUCUUAACUUGUUAUCCAUAUUUACUGACAGGAUUCUUUAUGUUGAAUCCAGUAUUUAUUCUUGGAGUUCCAGAACAUCGAUAUGCCCUUCAUGGACAUAAAAAUGUUUAUGGUAAUAAAGGUAAGAUUAAGUUGUUUUCAGAUAUGUUAUUCUUGGAUAUGACUGUGUUUAUGAUAAAAAACAUAAGAUUAAAUAGUUUUAGAAGUACCAUUCCAGACAAGAAAAAAUUCCUAGGUAAAGCAAUGUCUAAGUUUCACAGUAAACCUGUUUUCAGAUGUGCCAUUCCUGGGUAUGCCAAUGAUACAUACAAGAUACAGGGGGAGGAGCAUCUUCAUUUGAUCAACUUGACCAUACCAAGAUCUACAGUAGAAGGCAGAGAGUAUGACAGAUGUCAAAUAUUUCAGUACCACAACAACAGCCUGAGAUUUAACUGGUUGAAUACAACAGACAGCAGGCCAAUGGUGAAGUGUAACAAGUGGGUGUAUGACAGAACAGUAUUCACAAACACAUUUGUAGCUCAGGUAGAUCUGGUGUGUGACAAGGAGAUAUGGGUUGCAAAUGCAGGAAUGAUCUUCUAUGCAGGAAUGCUACUUGGUUCUAUGGCAAGUGGGGUGCUAGCAGACAGACAUGGACGUAAACCUGUGAUGUAUAUGUCAAUAUUGGUUAUGACAGCAGCUUCUAUUGGUCUGGCAUGGGUUACUGUGUACUGGCUGUUCUGUUUGCUCGAGUUCAUUAUUGGAGCUGCAUUAGUUGCAUCAUUUAUGCCUGGAUAUAUCAUAUCUAUAGAGAUAACAAGUAGUAAGAAGAGAUUUUGGCCUGGAAUAGUUUCCAACUACCCAUAUACAGUUGGUUUACUCGUUCUAACGGGAAUCGCAUACACAGUUCGAGAUUGGUUUUAUAUAGAACUGUUCACAUCAGUUCCUGGAGUUCUCAUGAUUUCCUACUGGUGGUUGAUACCAGAGUCACCUAGAUGGCUGCUGACCAAAGGGCAUGUCAAGAAAGCUGAAGAAGUAAUAAGAACAGCUGCAAAAUGGAACAAAGUCGAACUGCCUUCUGGAGAUUUAUUUGACAAGAAAUCUGUGGAGGAAGACAAAUCUAACACCAGCUUUAUACAGCUAUUUACACACAAAAUACUGUGUGUAAGAACUGUCCUUAUAUUUUUCAACUGCCAGAUGGUUGUUUCUUUGGCAUACUUUGGGCUUGCUUUAAACUCUGGCAACUUGAGUGUAGAUCUUUAUCUCAACUUUGGUUUAUCAGGACUUGUUGAGUUCCCAGCAUAUCUCAUAGCGACAUACAUUGUGGAACGUUUCGGGCGCAGAAUUUCAUAUUGUAUUUCAAUGGUUAUUGGAGGAAUUUCAUGUAUUUCAACAAUCUUCUCAAUAAAUUAUGCUCCAGAACGUACUGAUGUAAUAACACUGGUUCUGGCUCUGAUUGGCAGACUGUGUAUGACUGCAGCAUUCUGUAUAGAAUAUAUACAUGGUGCUGAACUGUUCCCAACUGUUGUACGUAAUGCAGGAAUGAGUGGAGCCUCAUUGUUUGCCAGGGCAGGGACAAUGAUAGCACCUUACAUUGCCAUCUUGGGUGAGUCAAUAGGUGGCACACUUGGAGAAACCUUACCCCUGGUAAUAUUUGGAGCUGUAUCAUUGAUAUCUGGAAUAACAUCAUUAUGGUUACCAGAAACACUCAAUAGAAACCUGCCGGAGACUAUAGAAGAUGGUGAAAAGUUUUUAAGGAGGAAAACUGAGUGUGCGCCGACUAGUACUGACUGA